Messenger RNA from Nematostella vectensis (starlet sea anemone), 2993 nucleotides. Its product is annotated as TBC1 domain family member 30. The transcript is spliced from 9 exons. Gene Ontology annotation, cellular component: endoplasmic reticulum. NCBI's taxonomy places the organism in Eukaryota, Metazoa, Cnidaria, Anthozoa, Actiniaria, Edwardsiidae. The record is from RefSeq and is a predicted model, not a curated record. The coding region runs from base 36 to 2726 and encodes 896 amino acids.
UGAAUUUGAAAUGAGAUCGUCAUGAUGUGGUCAAAAUGGCGGACGCUUUUAUACAACACGGCAUCAAUUUGGAUCCCCUAAGUCUAGAUAAGACCGAAAAUGAUAGUAUUUAUCCUGAAAGCAGUCUAGAUGGGUCGUCCUCAAGCCCGAAAAGCGUCGAAUCCGACUGGAGUUUUACGACUUUUGAGAGCAAGCUAAGUUCAGAUGCAGAAUACGAAGAUCGCCCUGUCUUUGCUCUCCCAAACGGGGAUUUAACGGACAAAAAGUGCUCUAUUGUCGAUGGAUUACUAUUUGAAAUAUAUGACCAGUAUCAUACUAGAGACUCCAUAGAUAGCGAUAACAUUACUGAAUGCUCCACGACUUCAGGCAGUUUUUAUGGAGGAUCUUUUGAUCUUGAAGAUCGAGGUGAAAAAUGGACACGGCAUGCUCUGCAAACCAAAGAUGUUGACGAGCUUCGAACGUUGGCAAAAGAAUUCAAAACAAGAAUUUCCAUGCUCUCUGCAAAACUCGUGAAACAGCUAAAAAGAAGGGAUAAAAACGCUUACAAGCUCCAAAAAAACUUUGACAUCUUGACCGCUGUUUUACAAGCGGUUUCACAAAAAAGAAGAGUUGAUACCCGAAUAAGAUUUUCCUACAUUCCUCAAAAUGGAAAGAAAUCAUUUAGACAGUGGCUGGAUGCCUUCAAGGCCAUAGCCCGCCUGCCCCAGGGUGUUCCGUACCAAUGGAGGAAGAGGUUGUGGCUUUGUCUUGCCGAAAAUAAAGUGAAUGAUUUGGACUGGCAAAAGACCGUGAAGUUUUGUUUUAAUGAGCGCAGUAACCCAGAUGAUGAUGAACUGGGCUCACAAAUUGUUAAGGACCUCCAUCGUACUGGUUGCGCGUGGUUCUGUGGUAAUGAUACCCCUGAGGAGCGCGCCGCUCUCAAGCGUGUCUUACUGGCCUAUGCACGCUGGAACAAGUCUGUAGGUUACUGCCAAGGCUUCAAUGUGAUCGCGGCGCUUAUUCUACAAGUCAUGGACAGAAGCGAAGAGGACGCACUCAAGGUCAUGAUCUAUGUCAUCGAUCACGUGCUGCCCACCAACUACUUCUCGAACAACCUUCGGGCACUGUCGGUUGACAUGGCUGUGUGCCGAGACCUGAUGCGUCUCAAGCUUCCCAGGCUCUCUCGGCACCUAGAAAACCUCCAGGCCCAGGCCACCGCGCAUCACGGCGGCACGUCAGUGUAUGAGCCACCGCUCAUCAAUGUGUUCACGAUGCAAUGGUUUCUGACGCUCUUCGCCACGUGCUUGCCGCAGGAGAUCGUCCUACGCGUUUGGGACUCGGUGCUGCUCGAGGGGUCUGAGGUGUUGCUCAGAGUCGCGCUCGCUAUCUGGGCCAAGCUUGGCAAGCGUCUUGAAGAUGUGGAGACCUCGGAUGAGUUUUACGGCAAGAUGGGUUUGUUGAUACAAGAGAUCGCCGUGGGUAAUCUCAUUGACUGCCGAUCAAUCAUGCAGGCAGUGUACUCUCUUGCGCCCUUCCCUCUGCCGGGUCUUGCUGCUCUGAGAGAGCAGUAUACGUACAACAUCCAUCCGUUCAGCGACAGUCAGGAGAAAGCUCCUCGCUCUCUUGGCCACGCAUCGAGUGACGAAGAAGAGGAUGAUGCCGACCUAGAUAACGUGGGAUGCUUGGGUGUCUUGCUGCCCUUCUCCGAAUUUUCCCCACCCUCGCCAGCAAAGAGCAGCUCAGACGGGGAAACGCCCAGUAGACGUUCCAGUGAUAUUGCCGAGGCGAGCCCUGGCGUGUUUGCCACCGAUACUUACAGUCCACUGUCGUACAGUGGUAAGACAUCCCCAAGGCACGAGCCGUCGGAUCAAGUAAAUAAAGAAAUGAGCUACCUCCAGAAGCAAUACAGCCGAAUGCGCCAGAUGCAACAACAAGCUGUUGUAGUAUUCUCGGAAGCAUCCGUCCAAAAUAUAAAAGAUGCGGACAAGACUAGCAAGAACUCCACGGCCGCCAUCAAUCACCUGUUUGUAUCUGCGUCUAAAAAGAAGGCAACUGGUACCCGUGGUCAGGAAGAAUCGGUGGAGAACACGGACGAGGCAAAGGCCAAACAGAACGCGUACACGCGCGAGAGCAUGGCUCACCUCAACGCACUCUUUAAAGGCAACGAGAAAAAGGAAGACGAAAAGGAACGAUUCGCGGCUAAGCUGAAGGCUCGUUCAGCCUCCGUGCCUGCUGCUGUUGGGACUCGACCAAAACUUGAGCAUAUGGAUCUUAACGGCGAGGUUUGCAAACUAGAAGGUUCUAAACGGAAGGGUGUUAGCGCGGGACAUCAAUCGGUAUCGCUCCACCCGUCGGGUCAAAAACCGCGGGUGACUAUCGUCGACACUGUUAACGAGUCUACUUUAAGAGGCUCUUCUUCUGCUGUAGAGGUGCUGGACCAGAAUAGUCCGGCUAUACUAAACUCUAAGGCUAACUAUGUGUCUCACGGUGGCGGCAGUACUAUUACUAAAGCUAGCAGGACUCCAGCUGCAUCUGACCCCAUGCCCAAGUCAUGGCUAAUGCAGGAGGACCAGCGCUGCAAGUACCCUACUAAUUUCAGACCAUUCCCACAAAGAAACAAGACUGCAAACAGGAGUAGGAUGUUAUAUGGUAUGUCGAACAAGGGCGCCAAGAGAAUGGAGGCUUUUCACGGAAAGAAGGACUUACGCUCAAAUGGUAACUUCUGGACGGAAGACUCGAAGAGCUAGCAGUGAAAUACUAGUGGUAGAAAAUGUUUUAUGGAAGUUUCUUGAAAUAGUGUCUUAUCACAUACCCAAGGAAUUUUUUCUCACGUAUUUUUAUGGUGACCAAAAAUGCAAAGAAUUUAAAUGGUUGUAAACAAGCUAAAUUAAUGCUAUGUAGUGACAAUCAUAUUUAAGGUUGUUAAGGUUUACUGCAAGUUGGAGUAUUCUGCGCAGCAUGGAGUCGUGGGGUAAGCCAAGCCAAGUGGGGUAAGAAUUUCGAUUACGGAUUAA